AUGGAGGAUUUGGAGGUGGCACAGACUGAUCAGACAACCACGACUACUGGCAGCAAAGAAGCCUCCGCCGCCAUCUUUAACAAAACUAAUCGUACUGUUACAUUGAAGUUUGAGGAUGUUGUUUACAAGGUUAAACCCAAAAAAGGAGGGGAGCUAAAGAACUCAAAAUCGGAAGAAAAAAUUAUCCUAAAGGGAAUCACUGGUAUAGUACUCCCCGGUGAAAUGUUAGCCAUGUUAGGCCCAUCAGGCAGUGGCAAAACAACUCUCCUAACUGCAUUGGGAGGCCGGCUCAGUGGCCAACUCACCGGGACUAUAACUUACAACGGAGAACCUUUUUCCAACAUAAUGAAGCAAAAUACCGGAUUUGUCACACAGGACGAUGUCCUGUACCCUCAUUUGACCGUGACUGAAACGCUAGUGUUCACUGCUCUUCUUCGCUUACCUAAUAAUUUCACAAAAUUGGAAAAAAUCGGUCAUGCUGAGGCGGUUAUAAGUCAACUUGGAUUGACUACGUGCAAGAAUUGCAUCAUUGGAGGUCCAUUUCUAAGGGGAGUCUCUGGGGGAGAGCGAAAAAGAGUCAGUAUUGGGCAAGAAAUGCUUAUUAAUCCGAGUUUGUUGUUUUUGGAUGAGCCAACAUCAGGGCUUGAUUCCACGACAGCUCAGCGGAUUGUGUCAACAUUGUCGGGAUUGGUAAAUGGAGGGAGAACGAUUGUGAUGACGAUUCACCAGCCUUCAAGUAGGCUGUUUUACAUGUUUCAUAAGGUCUUGUUGUUGUCGGAAGGUAAUCCGUUGUAUUUUGGGAAGGGAGAUGAAGUGAUGGAUUAUUUCUCCUCCAUUGGUUAUGCCCCCUCCGUUGCCAUGAAUCCUUCUGAUUUUCUGCUAGAUCUUGCAACUGGUAUUUCAUCUGAUGGUUCCAGGGAGGAUCAAAAUGCGGUUAAGCAGACUCUGGUUUCUGCUUUUAAGACCAACAUCGCCGACACAUUGAAGUCAGAAACCCAUGAAACUGGCCACCAUCGCCUUCAUGGAGGAGGAUUACAAGACAAGCAGUUUGAGCGGUGGAAUACCACUUGGUGCCAACAAUUUUUGGUGUUGCUUAGGAGAGGUGUGAAAGAAAGGAAGCAUCAGGCGUUCUCUUUUCUCAAAAUCGGACAGGUCUUGGUGGUUUCUUUACUUGUAGGGUUACUAUGGUGGCAAUCUGAUAUAUCUCACUUACAAGAUCAGAUAGGACUUCUCUUCUUCACCUCCGAAUUUUGGGGCUUCUACCCUCUCUUCGAAGCCAUUUUCAUGUUCCCACAAGAACGCAGGAUGCUAGCAAAGGAAAGAUCCUCCGGCAUGUACAGGCUCUCGUCAUAUUUCAUGGCAAUGACAGUUGGCGACCUGCCAAUGGAGCUUGUCCUCCCCACUGUCUUCCUAACCAUAAUCUAUUGGAUGGCAGGGCUGAAACCCACUGUGUUAAACUUCUGCAAGACCUUGUUUGUUCUCCUAUAUAGCGUCCUAGUCUCUCAAGGACUAGGACUCGCACUUGGUGCCAUAGUGAUGCAUCAAAAAUCGGCUGCCACACUUGGAGGGGUCAUCAUGCUAUCGUUCCACUUAACCGGAGGGUUCUAUGUACAACAUGUCCCUAAAUUCAUAGCAUGGAUUAGGUAUAUAUCUAUCAGUCGGUACACAUACAAGCUCUUGUUGGGGUCACAAUACAAGGCCAGUGACACAUACCCUUGUGCUGCUAAGAAUGGGACUUGUUUGGUUGGGGAUUUUCCUUCAAUUAAGCUUGUGGGACUUGAUCGAUAUGGCUUGUCAGUGUUUGCCCUUGGUAUAAUGCUCCUAGGUUACAGGACUGUGGCUUAUAUUGCCCUCAUGAGGGUUGGAGUCACCAGAAAAUAGGUUUCAAAGUUUUUCUUUUUAAACUUUUUGUACAACCCCUAUCAGGAUUGUAACUUAAUUUUAGUUUCUUUCAAAAAAAAUAAAUAAAAUAAAAUAAUAAAUGCCUUUGAAAUUAGUCAAUUGUUAUAAUUUUCUAACAAAAAUUUCAUCUUAACCAGGUGCAAACUAGAAAUUAAUUUUGCUCUGAUUUCAUUUUCCAUCAUAUGCUUUUACUCUAAUUAAGGUUGAUGAAGAGGAAGAAUAGUGGUCAAUGAUGAACUACUGACUCAACUAAGAGCCCUUCUGAUUCCAGACAUGCUUGGUGCUGUUUAUGAGAGAGAAAAAUGUCUUUGAAGAACAAUCCCUGUUUCUUUUUCUAUUUCCUUCCAGUUGGAAA
Messenger RNA from Camellia sinensis, 2257 nucleotides. Its product is annotated as ABC transporter G family member 9. NCBI's taxonomy places the organism in Eukaryota, Viridiplantae, Streptophyta, Magnoliopsida, Ericales, Theaceae. Gene Ontology annotation, molecular function: ATP binding; ABC-type transporter activity; ATP hydrolysis activity. Gene Ontology annotation, biological process: transmembrane transport. Gene Ontology annotation, cellular component: plasma membrane. The record is from RefSeq and is a predicted model, not a curated record.